Molecule: messenger RNA, 2376 nt
Organism: Bacillus rossius redtenbacheri
Lineage: Eukaryota; Metazoa; Arthropoda; Insecta; Phasmatodea; Bacillidae
Gene: Rpi
Product: ribose-5-phosphate isomerase
Exons: 7
Coding region: 168-1043 (291 amino acids)
Biological process (GO): D-ribose metabolic process; pentose-phosphate shunt, non-oxidative branch
Cellular component (GO): intracellular membrane-bounded organelle
Molecular function (GO): ribose-5-phosphate isomerase activity
Source: RefSeq, a predicted model, not a curated record
AGUGUCAAAUGGUACCGUUCACACGAACACACGCAAUCAAAGAGAACAAAGGUCAAUUUUGUUUACAAAUAAUGAAAUAAUGGUCUAAAUAGUUAAAGUUCAACAAAGCUGUAAUAUGGCAAACGUAAACUUUUAUAAAUGAGAAGUAUGGCCGUGGGAAAUAUGCAAUGUCGUGGUGUUUGUGGGAAGUGAAACGAUGGAAAUUUUCAAAACGGAGUGUUGAAAUUUUUCGUGGUUGUUUGGUCCCUGCACGUGACUAUUCAUUUGUGGUAAAGUUACCAAGACCUAGAAUUGAUUCGUUUUGUGCAACAAGUAAAGUCCACCAAAAAAUUAUGGGUGUUUUGGACGUAGCAAAGAAAGCGGCUGCGUUCAAAGCCGUUGAUGAUUACGUCAAGGACAACGACAUAAUUGGAAUAGGGAGUGGCUCAACUAUUAUUUAUGCUGUGGAAAGGUUAGCUGAAAGAGUGGAGAAGGAGCGCUUGCGGCUGGUGUGCGUGCCGACAUCGUUCCAGGCAAAACAGCUGAUCCGGCAGUACAAGUUGACGCUCGGUGAACUGGACGCUCACCCAGAGUUGAAUUGUGUCAUUGAUGGUGCUGAUGAAGUGGACUCGAACAUGACUGUGAUUAAGGGUGGAGGUGGCUGCUUGACUCAAGAGAAGAUAGUAGCAUCAUGCACUGAUAGACUGAUAAUCAUUGCUGAUUACACGAAAAAAGUAAGCUAUUUGGGUGAGCAAUACACAAAAGGCGUACCCAUCGAAGUUAUCCCUUUAGCUUGGGUGCCUGUCAGAAGGAAGAUAGAGAAACUUAUGGGUGGCCAAGCUGAGCUCAGGAUGGCAAAAGUGAAAGCAGGCCCAGUGAUAACAGAUAAUGGUAAUUUUAUCCUAGAUUGGAAGUUUCCACCUUCAGAUUACAAUUGGAAAGAAGUCAAUGAGAAGCUUACAAUGAUUCCAGGCGUGGUGGAAACUGGGCUCUUUGUCAACAUGGCAAUACAAGUGCUGUAUGGCCUGUCAGAUGGGUCGGUUCAACGACACAUUCAAGACUGAAAUAUUUUCCGAAAAAAGUUUAAUUUUAUUUUUUAUAUUUGCGGUGUUGGGCAUGCAUGGUGAAAUUAAUUUUUACAGGGUCAAAUAGUUCAAUUUUAUUUCCACAUGACUUGCCAAAAGUUUAUAAGACUGAAACUAUGUUAAUUUAAAAGUUUUCUUUAAAUCAAAUUAUGUAUGAAUGCUAUUGUGUCUAGAGCUGGUUUCACCAUCAGAGAUCAGGGAUUAUCAGCUUGUUUAAGUACUAAAUUGUCUCAAUCAUCUGUCACUUAACUUUUCAGUGUUCACUGUGGACUGCAAAUUUUUCUCAGCUAAAGUUAAAAUAUAUAAACCUUUACAUGGUCUCUUUUACAUGAUAAACAUGUAACACAUUGACUAAAUAUUCUUGAUUUUGCCUAUUUUUAAUUCCUUAGUUCUUGUAUGUUGAACCAGCCCGUACGCUGCCUUGCACAGUCAGGUAAGAAAAAUCCAAACAAAAACUUUGCAGGUUAAUUAUCUGGAGAAAUAGUUUUCUUGCCUUAGUCAUUGACUGUACACGUAAGGCUAAGUUUUAACUUCUUUGAUUUGAGCAUUAGUAAAAAAAAUUAAAUUUUCUGAAGAGUGAUAAAUACAGUAAAUGUAUGUUUGUUUUAUGUAGUUUAAAAAUAUAAACAUAAGUGCCAUUCUAAAAGUGUGAAAUAUGUCUUAACUUGCCUAGUUUAAGUAUGAGUAGGUGGUUAAAUGCUGAUUGACAAAUUUGUAUGUACUAGGGGCCUAUCUAUUAAGAUUGUUUGUUUAUGGGUAUAGUUGGUUUUUAUGAUGUAAAUUGAUUUACAUCAGUAUUUUAAUUGAGUAGUUAACUGAAACUUAUUAAAGAUUAAUAAUAAAUUAUGAUUUCAUACAUUUUAGAAUUUUAGGUAAUGCCAUUGUCAAGGUAUUUUUAUGGAAUUGUAUAUAAAUCGCUUGGCAUAUUUGGUGAUUUGAUUGUAUUGGUAUAGUUUGUUGUGGUAAUUUGUUUUUGGGUAAUAAUUUUUUAAUUUUUCUAAUACCUAUUAGCUGUUUUUUGAACACUAGACUACAUCAGAAAGUAUGUCACCAUUUUUUGAAUGUUAUUUUAACAAAAAAGGUUCUUCAUAAAAACUUACUUUUAAAGCUACUUUCAGUGAAGUGACAGUAAAUUUCAUUCGUAAGAAGCCUUUUAUAUAAGCCUGGUGAAUGAAGUUUUAAAAUGUUCUUUUGUUGUGGUUUUUACAUGCAUAUUUUUGUAACCUUGACAUUUUUUCUAUGAGUGGGCCAUGUUUGAUGUAAUGUCUUGUUAUUUAAACUAGUAUAUGCUCUGCUGUAGUCAUUUUUUAAA